Messenger RNA from Grus americana (Whooping crane), 8784 nucleotides. RefSeq names its product slingshot protein phosphatase 2 (gene SSH2). NCBI's taxonomy places the organism in Eukaryota, Metazoa, Chordata, Aves, Gruiformes, Gruidae. Gene Ontology annotation, biological process: negative regulation of actin filament polymerization; protein dephosphorylation; actin cytoskeleton organization. The record is from RefSeq and is a predicted model, not a curated record. The transcript has 15 exons. Bases 184 to 4362 code for a protein of 1392 amino acids. Gene Ontology annotation, cellular component: cytoplasm. Gene Ontology annotation, molecular function: actin binding; protein tyrosine/serine/threonine phosphatase activity.
CCCCAACGCGCCUCAGUCGGUGAGAGGCCGUUGGCGCGCGUGGAGCUGCUGCCCCCUGCGGCCGGUACCGCGCCACCUCCGCUUCCCUCCCCGUCCUCCCGUCGCCGCCGGCACUCGCCAUGGAGUAAGGCUUCCCCCCCUCCACCGGCCGGACGGGGCGGGGGGGGUCCCCGCCACGCCUCGAUGGCUCUGGUCACGGUGCAGCGCUCGCCUACUCCCAGCGCUACCUCCAGCCCUUGCGCCUCGGAAGCAGACAGUGGGGAAGAAGAAUGCCGGUCCCAGCCCAGAAGCAUCAGCGAAAGCUUCCUCACUGUGAAAGGCGCAGCUCUCUUCCUGCCGCGAGGAAAUGGGUCGUCUGCUCCCAGGAUCAGUCACAGGCGCAACAAGCAUGCAGGGGAUCUCCAGCAACACCUGCAGGCCAUGUUCAUACUGCUCCGCCCAGAAGACAACAUCCGACUGGCUGUAAGACUGGAAAGUACCUACCAGAACCGCACUAGAUACAUGGUGGUAGUGUCCACCAACGGCAGACAAGACACCGAAGAGAGCAUUGUCCUAGGAAUGGAUUUCUCUUCCAAUGACAGUAGCACAUGUACAAUGGGCUUGGUGCUGCCGCUGUGGAGUGACACCUUGAUCCACCUGGACGGGGAUGGAGGGUUCAGCGUAUCAACAGAUAACAGGGUUCAUAUAUUCAAGCCAGUGUCUGUACAGGCAAUGUGGUCUGCUCUGCAGAGUUUACAUAAAGCUUGUGAGGUGGCACGGAGCAACAAUUACUACCCAGGGAGCCUUUUCCUCACGUGGGUCAGUUACUAUGAGAGCCAUAUCAACUCCGACCAGUCGUCAGUCAAUGAGUGGAACGCCAUGCAAGAUGUCCAGUCCCACCGGCCGGACUCGCCUGCUCUCUUCACAGAUGUCCCAACUGAGCGGGAACGCACAGAACGGCUAAUUAAGACCAAGUUAAGAGAGAUCAUGAUGCAGAAAGAUUUGGAGAACAUCACAUCAAAAGAGAUACGCACUGAGCUGGAGAUGCAGAUGGUGUGUAACUUGCGGGAGUUCAAAGAGUUCAUUGACAAUGAAAUGAUAGUGAUCCUUGGGCAGAUGGACAGCCCCACACAGAUAUUUGAUCAUGUCUUUUUGGGCUCGGAAUGGAAUGCCUCCAAUUUGGAAGACUUGCAGAACAGAGGGGUGCGGUAUAUUUUGAAUGUGACUAGAGAAAUAGAUAACUUCUUCCCUGGGCUCUUCGAAUACCAUAACAUUCGGGUAUAUGAUGAAGAAGCAACAGAUCUUCUGGCUUAUUGGAAUGACACCUACAAAUUCAUCUCCAAGGCAAAGAAAAAUGGUUCGAAGUGCCUGGUGCACUGCAAGAUGGGAGUGAGCCGCUCGGCAUCCACGGUGAUUGCCUACGCCAUGAAGGAGUACGGCUGGAACCUGGACAGGGCUUACGACUACGUGAAGGAACGCCGCACUGUCACGAAGCCCAACCCCAGCUUUAUGCGGCAGCUGGAGGAGUACCAAGGGAUCCUGCUGGCCAGCAAACAGCGGCAUAAUAAACUGUGGCGCUCGCACUCGGACAGUGACCUCUCAGACCAUCACGAGCCCAUCUGCAAGUCUGGGCUGGAGCUGAACAAGAAGGAGAUCACCACCUCAGCCGACCAGAUCUCAGAGGCCAAGACCAAUGACAACCAGCAGCCAAUGUCUCCCAUCUACUCAGCUGAGCUGGACAGGGAGCAGCAGCUCCCAGAGGAUGCAAACAUGCUCGAGGAGAUGUGUGGGAAGGAGAGAAGGAUCCACCUAGAGUUUACAUGUCGAGACUUCCAUGCUGAGCAGAUGGAGGACAAGCUGAACCUGAACAAUAUCAAUGGCUGUACGGCAGGAUGUUGUGUAGACUCUGUCCCCCCUGAUAACUGCCACGCUUCUGAGGCCUUAAUGCAACUCCAGCACCCCUUGGAAAUAACAGAGUUUCCUGAUUUGACAGUGGAUGAUCUAGAAAAAGAUGCCCUUAAGCCUGAUAUGAACGUGCACUUGGUUCCCAUGGAAGAAUUCACUUCGUGCUUAAAAGACUUUCCCCAAUCCCCAAACCAAAAUUCACCGAGUCUCCAACAGAAUCCCCAGCCUGAAGUGACAGACCUCAGUACAGACAGGAUAGAUUUCUUUAGCGCUUUGGAGAAAUUCGUGGAGCUAUCCCAGGAGAGCCGGUCACGCACCUGCUCCCAUUCCAGGACAGAGGAGCAAGGGAGUGGAAGGAACGGGGUGUCCAGGGUGCCCGUGCUGGAAGUGCUGCCUGUUGCAGAUGGGGGAGCAGAUGCUCGAAGAAACAGCUCUGGAAACUCUCCUCAAGCAUCGGAUGACUCUUCCACAGAUGAAGAACAGCAAAAGGAGGUCCCUGAGCUGCCUAGUGCAGGCCAUCUCAAGAGAUCCCACUCGGAAAAUGCCAUUUCUGUGAAGGAAAUUGUCACAGAGAUCGAGUCAAUCAACCAGGGAGCAGGACCUGCCCAGCAGAAGGAGGGCUCAGCCAACCUCUCCCAGACACCAAAGAGGAACACGGUGCAUGACCUGCCUGUGGAGGCAAUUUGGGCAUCGGAAAGGGUGGAACAGAGCGAAGGAGCCUGUGCUGGACAGCAGGAGAAGGAGAAAGACCCUCUGCAAGCUGAGCAAGAAGCUGCCCCCUCCCUGCAGCUGUCUUCUGGUAAAUCAGACCUGGAGGAAAGCAGCCCUGGGGGAGAGCAGCAAGACCCUCGCGGCUCCAUCAACCCUGAGCCCAAGUGGUGCCCCGGCUCCGUCCGGCGAGCCACCCUGGAGUUCGAGGAGCGCUUGAGACAGGAGCAAGAGCACCAGCACACGUCCCCGGUCUGCAUCUUACCAACCCGCAAGAACUCCAGGAAUGAUUCUCCUGCUGCCGAGCUCCUUCCGCGAGGGAAGAGCGAGGAGCCGCCCCCGGAGCUGGCUCUGGAGGCCGACAAGGUGCAGGGUCCAGGCGCUGAGGAGCUACUGCUGCGUCCUGGGACAGAGCUGCCUGCAGGCAGACACCUGCCUGCGCCCCUCGCCUCCUCCGCACAGGAGUCCCUGCCUGCAGAGCCCAGCCCGGGGCAGGAGGAAACGACACAAGAGUGCAGGACAGUGGUCUCAUUUGAUGGGACGGAGGAGCCAUCUCUGCCCUCCCUCCUCCCGAAGAGAAUUGAAAUCAUUGAAUACACUCCCACGGUCAAGUCUGCAGAGCACCCCAAUGCAAGCUGUGAGCAGGGCGGGCUGGCCACAGCCGUCCCGUCUUUAGAUGAAAACUUGAACCCUUCAUUGUGCUCGGAGAAGGCGCCAACCUGUCUCAGAGCUCUGACGCUGGUAAAUCUCUCACUGCCGGAGCACGCGGUACAGAAGCAGGCCACCUUCACUGUGGGCAGCCCCAGCGAGGAAGGUGAUGGGUUAUCUGUUCACCUCGGUGCUGCUUCCCCCUCUGCCCAGGUGACCUCUACGCCUUCGGCCAGUCUAGAUCGCUCUUCCUGCCCCUAUGUAAUUCACCUGGAAGGCGUCACUGAGCAGAGCACGGGUACAGACGAUGAGCUGGUCACGCCAUGUGGCGUUGAGGGAGAUGCGACUCUCCCAUUCAGGGACAGACUUGAGCCUCUCUGCAGAGAGGGUGCCGGCACCUUGAGGCAGCUGAGCGACAAGGACUUCACCAGCCAACGUGCUGAAAACAUGGACCUUCUGGACAUUUCUUUCCUGUGCUACGGCCUCCCCCACAGCUCCAGCAGCCACAGCAUGGAGGAGCGUAGCAACAGCCCCGGGCUGGUCAAGCAGCGAGCGAAGGAAAUAGAGGCUCGGAUCCGGCACGCAGGACUCACCACACCCUCCCACAUGAAACGCUCGGCAUCCUUGGCCAAACUGGACUGCCUGGACCUCUCCAAGGACGACUUAUCCGAGAGGGAGUUGGCCUCUUCCAACGCCAACCCGGUGCUUCUCACCUGCGUUGCCCUCGGUCGAGGCUUUCGCGGGGGGAGGUUGGAGAGGGGCUCGGAAAGCACGUGCGGAAAGCAUCGCCUUUCCUCCCCAGAGCCCGCUAAGCAUUUUGUGGAACAGCUCAGAACAGCCGAGUGCAUUGCCCAGAGCAAGCCAGUGGAGAGGCCGCUAGCUCAGUACGCCAAAGAGUGCGGCUCCAGCCAGCAGAGUUUGUUUUCCAGCGCGGAUCCGACGUGGACUAGCUCCGAGGAGGGUCCUCCGCUGCUCCAGGUGCAGGUCCUGGACUCCUUGUCUCCAGCUCAAGGUCUGGCUGUUGCACCCCGGCAGCAGCACGGGAGAACUCACCCUCUGAGGAGGCUCAAAAAGACCAAUGAUAAAAAGCGGACAACCAAUCCCCUCUACAAUACUAUGUGAUCCUGAGCCCUCGGCUGUGAUUUCUUAUUGAGAACCCAUGGUGUUGCGUUCACACAAGGGGCAGGUGUAAUAUAAGGAACAUGCACUUUAUUGGUUAAUUUUAUAUAUAUAUUGUCAUUUUACUGUUCCUGGCGCAUGUAGGUGUGGGUUGGUUCUUCUGUGUGUGACUCUGACUGCAGGACUGUUUGGGUUUUUUUUAAGUUUUUUAACUCAGAUAACCUCAAAUGUUCUUUUUUUUUUGUUUGUUUUAAAAGAACACGUUUAUCAUGCAAAAAUUGAUGUUGGCUUGCUUUGGCAAGGUGGAGUUUUGCUUAGAACCAGAUCCUAGUUCCUAACUUGAAUUUUCCCCAUGCCUUGAAAUGGUGCUGGGCAGUUGUUGGGGUGAGAGCCCCCAUAAAUGUGAAGGUUGUGCCAAGGUCCCUUUGUUUGACCUUUCUUAUAUUUCUGCAAACUGGAACUCCACGAUGCUGGCAGAUCACUCACAAAGCUGCUUCAGGACGAACCCCCGGCUCGGUUCUGCUGGUGCAUCCCCAAAAGGAUUACACGGGGGUAAAUCCUCCUGACGGACGGGCUCUGAAAACCCCGAGCAGCCUGGCACGGAGAUCAGUGUUCACCUCCUGGUGUGGGUCCUGCGGAGCCCUCUGUUUCGUGGUGAGGUGGAGCAGAGCCCCCUCCAUGAGCUGCCGCGCUCGCCUUUCCUCGGCUGUCCCAGACCAGCGGGUGAGAGGAGGAGAAGCCUGCAAAGCCACAGUGUUCUUUUAAAACAAAUGCCUCGUUAGGGUUUUAACCCUCCCAUUACUUGAAUACGGCUGUGGGCCUUCCAAGUUCAUGGCCAUAUCAUCUGUCCUUUGCCCUCCUGCUGCCUCCCCUCCACCUGAAAGCCAUUUUUGUCUCAUGCUGCCUGAGUUUUCCUCUCCUCUGCCAUGCUCAGAGGCAUUUCUGGUCACUCCCAAACCUAGAGGCUGUUAGAAUUGUUACACAACAUGUUGCCCCUACUGAAUGCAAAGCUUUGUCCUCUCUGCUGUCACUCCUAACACUCAACCUGGAGGGAAUAUCUUUUCUGGAAGUUUUUUUCUUUUUUUCCAGUUGGUGGUUUUGGGGUUUUUUUGCCUAAAUUGUAUAUAUGGUAUUUAUAUAGAAUUUUUUUUGUUGUUUCUAUGUUUGGGGGUUUUUUUUUAAAAAAAAAAAGGGCAAGACUGCAUUCUGUAAACUGGAACAAACACAAAACCACCUUACUCAAACUCAGUGCUGUUCAUUGUAAUCUGCACAGAAAUGGGAGUGGAUUUGACAUUGUAAGCUGUCUUCCCUUUCCGAAAGCGAGCCUCGAUGCCAGCCUUUGCCAAAUGUGUCCCUUCUCCUCCAGUCCUUCGUGAACCCCCGUUACCCACUGCAGUAGGGGGACUGUGUAUCUGCCCGUCUCCCCUCUGCUUGAAGCUGGGUUUCUGAAGUGCCAGUCAGACACGGAAAGCCAUCGGCCACUCCGAGCCAUUCUGCAGGUUCUUGCUUCCCUGGAGGACCUGCAUUUGAAGGGUCUGCUCCGACUUUCAGCAAAUUAUUUUACGGUUCCUGAGCAGUUUGGUUAAAUCAAAGCUCCUCAUUUCCAGCCGUGCAUAUCAGCAAAUUGUAUGUGUGCUGUAGGAGCAGAGAGAAAGGCACUUGGCCGUGGUGGGAGAGCUCUGGGUCCUGUCUGCUGUCCCGUGGCAGGUCUGUGGCAGAAGAGCGUGUCUGAGCUGGUGCUUGGCUCUGGCCCAGUCCUGCCCUGCAGGGAGGAGCGAAGCGGAGAGAAGAUGCAGAAUGGCUCCAGCUGCCGAAAGCCCAACACGGAGAGGACGUGGUGUGGGAGGAGCAGCAGACAAGGCCGUGCCUAGAAAGCAGCGUUGAUGCUGCAGAGCCUUGCAGGCUCUGAUGGGACAAGCUCAUCCUGAGCUGGAGAGGAGCGUGCGGCACCAAAGCACUGCAGAGUAUUGGGAAGCAGCACGCAUCUGCCCUGGGGAAGGGGUGUCCGUAACCCCCCAGCUUGCCCGCAGCAGAGGGUAAUCCCACCUCGCCGCCCUCCUCUAGCUCCCAGGGAUCCUGCUGCGCUGCCUUGCAGAGCCCGCAGCCUGGGCACGGGGCUGUCAGCGUGUCUGUCCUCCAGCACCAACGUGCGCUUUGUCCCCUUCCCAGGAGCCCGAGCUCUGCUGGGGGUGUCACCUGUGCUAGCUGCAGGCUGGAGCACAGCCCGAAGCAGCCCAGCAGGGCCCUGUCUUGGGUCAAAUAGCACAUCAUCCUGGGCUGUUUCAGUCACUAGACCUGGCCUGGGAGGCCAGAUACUUCUUUGGGACGCUGAAAGACAUGUGGCCUCUGCUAGCCAGCUCCAGCUGGCUUCGGAGCUGGGCAGGCAGUGUGGAAAGGCCAAGUGGCUCAUGUCAUCUUGUGAAGGACAAUUUCAGUCCUUGCCUCCCCCACAAACCUCACCAGAUCCCGCUGCCCACCAUUCCUCACCCCAAGAACGUGUCUGCCUGCCCCUCCGUGGGCAGAAGGGACAGGGUGCCACCGAGCCUGCCCUGGGUUGGAGGGAACGUGCUUGGCUGGCAACGUGUCCUGGUGACAAGGAUCUGCUUGGGAGGGGAAAGCCCUGUGCAUGGUUUGUUCCCUUGAGAAGGGAGGAGGAGGAACGGGAUUGGAUUUCUUUGCCCAGCUUGAUCUCAGGAGAAAUGCCCUGUAGGAAGGCUCUUCCAUGCAGAGCAGAAAUGCUGCUUCCUUCAAGGCUCUGCUGCUGUCAGGGUGCUUCAGCUGGGGGGAGCAGCAAAGAGGCAAAGGUGCUCACAGGGAGGUGCUUUGCUGUCCCCUUGUCCUCUGCUCCAGCCCAGCACAACUGUGGUUUUUCUCUGGGAAGCCUGUGGACAGGUGGAGGGAGUUGGGGAAGGUGGUUGUCUUGCAGAGUUAUGAAGGCCUUGGAGGUCUGGAGGCUCUGACCUGGACGGCAGCGAGGGGAACGGGCUGGAGAGACGUGUGGCAUGCAGUGCUCUGGGAGCCCUGGGUCCUCCUUGGCCAGCGUCUGGGCAAUGAAGCCACCAAGCCCCUGGUGUUAGAACUCUCUGCCUGGGAAGAGUUGUCCUUUCUCCAUGCUGUGGCUCAUGGGUGGGUGGUGGUUCGCUCCUGGUUCCUGUGGCUGCCCCACAAGAGCUUCUAGCGACCUGCUGAGCUCUGCGGGGAGCAGCACCUUCCCCGGAUGGGAAGGGGCAGCACCUCCAGAGCGCUCGGCAGCUGACCGGCCUCGCUGAUAGAGGGGGUUUAGCAGAAACGUGUUGUUUUAAGGGCAUUUUUGUACAAAGCAACUGUUCUUUUGGUCUCUUGCAAAGCCCUCUUGGAGGACGCUUUAUUGUUUACAUUGACUCCUGUACAAUAUCUCAGCCAUCGCCUCCCUCCUUGCCCGCCCCAUCUCCGGCUGUACUGUAACGUGUGAGCCUUGCACAAACGGAUAGCGUGUGCGUGAAACUGGUUUUUACACUGCGUUCUGUUGCACUCGAUGGUGUGUGUGCGUGUGUGCGUGUGUCCGGUCUGCUUGAGAAGUUGUGACCUGUACAAAUCUCUCCACUUUUGGCCCUUUCCUGGGGGCGUGAUCCCAGCGGGUGACAGGAGGGUCAGGAGACGAUGCCACUUCUGUCUCACUUGGAUGGUAAAUGGGGCAGGGAUUAGCUCCAUGUCCCUCUGCCAGCGAAGGCCUGGUGGAAGAUGUCCCACCCCAGCUCUGGCUGCUCUGGGGACCUCCUGGGAGGAGCGAGGCGCUGGGAAUUGGCAUGGGCACCGAGGCGCUGCACCUGCCUGGGGCCUCGGAGAGCUCUCCCAGCCUGGUGGCAGGAGGAAGCCAUACCCGCCGCAGGUCCCCUGCUCCUGUCAUGGUGCGUCCUGCCUUAAUCUGGUUCUAGCUCCGUGCAGACCCCCACGCUUCUCCCUAAGGGAGGGACCCCCCCGAGCCCUUGCUGGCGUGGGCCAGAGGCAGGUGCUGGCACAGGAGGGACCAGGCUGGGCAGAGGGCUCUCGGUCACCCUCCGGCAGUGCCCCCAGAGGUGCUAACAGCCCACUUGCGCUGCAGACAUCUCUGUUGGCACAAAAGAAGGUGCCAGUGCCUUUUAUUUUCCUUUAUGAAGAUGUGACAUCCAUGCGCUGGUCUGUAGGGAUUGCCCCGGGACCGGGCAGUCCGGCCACACCGUGUGCUGGAGCACAAGCCCUCGGGGACGGCUGGUGGUGGAGUUGCCAACUGGGGAGGGGAGCGCUUCUGUCUGCCCCUCCUGGAUCUUCCUUGGUGGCUGGGAUCGUCCCCUUCCCCCUAAAGACUUUAUGACCGAUGUGCUCAGCUGUUUUUAAAUGUGAACUUGUGCACUGAUGUGCAGAUUCAAUGUUCUUGUUACUGAAUGAAUAAAGUUUUAUUUUGAAGAU